AUGGCCGACGAUGAGCAAGCGACGCUUCCCUCCUUCUUCUGCCCCAUCAGCAUGGCGCUCAUGAACAACCCAGUCACCUGCUCUGACGGCUUCACCUACGAGAGAUCCUCCAUCGAGACCUGGCUGCAGUCCAACACCGUCAGCCCCAUGACUGGAAUGCCCCUCCAAGGCAGCGGGCUCAUCCCCAAUCACAAUCUCCGCAAUGCCAUCCAAGAGUGGAAGGAG
Guillardia theta CCMP2712 is the source of this 225-nucleotide messenger RNA. RefSeq lists its product as hypothetical. The record is from RefSeq and is a predicted model, not a curated record. The transcript has a single exon. The annotation marks the transcript as partial. Gene Ontology annotation, molecular function: ubiquitin-protein transferase activity. Gene Ontology annotation, biological process: protein ubiquitination. Lineage: Eukaryota; Cryptophyceae; Pyrenomonadales; Geminigeraceae.